AUGCUCCAGCGCUCUCGCAGCGGCUUGUCCUUUGUGGACCCCGACGCCGGCCUCGAGAGUCUUUCAGAAAUCGUGUCAGGCGUCCUAGACGACCCAUGUGCGAGCCAAGUGCAGCUCACACGAAGACAAAAGCUUCGAGAGUUCUUGGUGAAGCACGGGUUCUCAGAUGUGGCGGAACCCCGCCUGCCUGCUGGCUGCAGCUUCUUCUCCGAGGAGAGCGUCUACCCAAUCCAUGUAGCAGCUCGCCUCUGUGACGACAAGAUCAUCCGCGCAUUGCUGGCUGAAGGUGCAGACCCAAUGCAGCGGACCUCCCGCGGUCGGACAGCCGAGGACUUCGCCCAAAAGGGUCGCGGUGACAGCACCGAGGUCGUGGCGCUUCUGCGGAGCCACGCCGGGAGUAAAUCUCCGACCUGGGUGAAGAGACAGAUGUAG
This is a messenger RNA of Symbiodinium sp. CCMP2592, 432 nucleotides long. NCBI's taxonomy places the organism in Eukaryota, Dinophyceae, Suessiales, Symbiodiniaceae. The record is from the annotation of a GenBank genome assembly.